UAGCCACAGAUGAACCGACGAAGCGGGAGUUUAACUCCAUACCGCCUCACUCGUAGUCAACCCGCGCCGUUGAGCGCCCGUGCCGACCAGUGCAAACGCGCGCGCGAUUUUCCCGCCCAAUUUUGACAACCGCAAAAACAAAAGAAAACAUGUUUCUAAACGAUGUGACUUGACAAAACUGUUUUGGCCAGUAUUGUUUUUAAACUUUAAAAAAAGUUUGACUAACUUUUUUAGUGUUGAACGAUGUAGAUUAAAAAGUUUUAAAGUUUUUUUGUUUAGUGUCGUUUCGAAGCAGCAAGGAGGUUAAUCUUGUAUUGGCAGUCUAAUUUCGCAUUCACAAUGGAUCCCGACCUGAUGGAUGAGAUGGUGCUGGAGACGACUCCUCGGACGUCGUACCUAACCACGGUGUUUUCGUCCGAAGGCACCCACACCCUCGCCAAGAACACCACCAACUCUACCAUUGGGGUCAACAAUGUGAACAUGUAUUUCUUUUAUGAUACAAUCCAGUUUACUGUGAUGUGGGUGCUGUUCGUCGCCAUCGUGGUGCUAAACGCGUCCGUCAUCGCAGCUCUGCUGUGCACCAACGCCAGGAAAAGCAGGAUGAACUUCUUCAUAAUGCAGUUGGCUAUUGCAGAUUUGUUCGUCGGUCUCAUUUACGUGUUCGUGGACAUAGUACAGAAGAUAACUAUAGCGUGGCUGGCCGGAGAGUUCAUGUGUAAAUUCGUCAGAUUUCUUCAGGCUGUGGUGAUGUAUGCCUCCACAUACGUCCUGGUAGCCCUGAGCAUAGACAGAUGCGAUGCCAUCACGAACCCCAUGAAUUUCUCCGGAAGCUGGAAUCGUGCAAGAGGCCUAAUUAUAUCAGCAUGGUUAAUAAGCAUCGUGUUCUCCGUCCCAGUAUUCAUACUGUACGAACUUAAAGAGAUGCAAGGGCAACCGCAAUGCUGGAUAGAGCUAGGCACGCCUCGCAGAUGGCAGAUCUGGAUGACGUUGGUAUCGAUCAUGAUCUUCGUUCUGCCAGCGCUGGCCAUCGCAGCGUGUUACGCGGUCAUAGUGCUGACAAUAUGGACGAAGAGCAAAGCUGUGGUUAUGAGCCCGCCAAUCAACUCUAGGAGGACCAAGACCUUAAGAAAUGGGCACGUGGAGAGCGACCCGGACUCCCGCCGCGCGAGCUCCAGGGGGCUCAUCCCGAGAGCCAAGAUAAAGAGCGUGAAGAUGACCUUCGUUAUUGUUUUUGUAUUCGUGCUCUGCUGGUCCCCGUACAUCGUGUUCGACCUGCUCCAAGUGUACAACCACAUCCCGCCGACUCAAAGCAACCUGGCCAUCGCUACCCUCAUCCAGAGCCUGGCGCCUCUCAACUCGGCAGCCAAUCCGUUGAUAUGCUGCAUGUUCUCCCCUCAUAUUUAUACUAGCCUCAGGCGAGUGCCACCUUACCGCUGGCUGUUCUGGGGCCGCACGCGCAAGCGUCACGGGCGCGGCACGCUGCGAUCGCGAUCCGACUCCACCGCGCACUCCGAUCUGCUGAGUUCCACGCACGCGCGUCGCUCGCACUCGGUUGCCACGAUUCUAAACCGCACCCGCAGCAACAGCGUGUCCCGCGAGGUGCGCCGCACGCAGCUCCUAGUGCUAGUUCCCGCGCGCGACUGACAGCGUGCUCCCGCGAGCGCGCGCGUCGCGUCCACCCACGACGUGAUGCUCUAGCGCCGCCCGCCGGCCUGCAGCGGGAACCACUGCUGCAGGCACGCGCUGGAAGUGCGCUUCGAGGCAGGGACUAUGAAGUAGAUUACCAUUAGUGUGUUUCUUGUGACAUGCGUGAGGAUAAUAGUGCUGCCAGCAGGGAGGAAUAUUGCUGCAAGCACUUCUUAAAAGUGAGGUUCUAGGUGGAGACUAUUAUUGCUUAGUAUGUUACCUACUAGUCACCGACGUGAUGCUCUAGCGCCGCCUGCCGGCCUGCAGCGGGAACCACUGCUGCAGGCACUCGCUGGAAGUGCGCUUCGAGGCAGGGACUAUGAAGUAGACAAUCCUUAAGGCCAGUGUAAAGCAAGAUAACUGAAGCAAGAAUAUUUCUUUUACUAGUGACGUAUGUGAUGCUCUAGUGUGACGUGUGACUGACAACGCCCGCCCGCGAGCUACUACUCAUGACUAGAUGCUCUAGUAACGCUUCCCGACCAGUAGCAGGAAUCACUGCACACUGCAGGAACUCGCUGGAAGUGCGCUUCGAGACAGGGACUAUGAAGUAGAUUACCAUUAGUGUGUUUCUUGUGACAUGCGUGAGGCUAUAGUGAUGCCAGCAACACUUCUUAAAAGUGAGUUUCUAGGUGGGGACUAAGAAAGUGGCGUAAUUAUGUUGCUGUCGCGCUCGUACACUCACUGCGGGCGCCCGUCGCACAGUCGCGACAGCAAUAUAAUUACGCGCGAGCGAUAAGGAUGGGUAGCUUGGGGUCAUUGGACAAAAUUCUACGUGCUCGAAGACCAGGCUUUAGUAGGGCAUCAAUAUUAUGCAACGACUGCUUGGUACAAUACAUAUUGAUGAUGAGACUAUCUCAAGCGCAGCUCCUAGUGCUAGUUCCCGCGCGCGACUGACAGCGUGCUCCCGCGAGCGCGCGCGUCGCGUCCACCCACGACGUGAUGCUCUAGCGCCGCCCGCCGGCCUGCAGCGGGAACCACUGCUGCAGGCACUCGCUGGAAGUGCGCUUCGAGACAGGGACUAUGAAGUAGACAAACGUUAAGGCCAGUGUAAAGCAAGUUUUUGUUAGUACAAAAACUUGCUUUACUAGUGUGACCUACGGGACAGGCUAGAUUCAAGGAGUGACGUAGGUACGCCUACCUAGUGUUAGUUCCUGCGUGCGACUGACAACGUGCACCAGCGAAUCAGCUGGGAUUAUAAAGUAGAUUACCAUCUGUGUUUUUUUUUUACAUGCAUGAGGCUAUAGUGCCGCCAGCAGAGAGAACUAUUGCUGCAGGCACUCCUUAAAAUUGAGUUUUUAGGUGUGGACUAAGGUAGGGCAUCAAUAUUAUGCAACGACUGCUUGGUACAAUACAUAAUAUUGAUAAAUGAGACUAUCUCAAGCGCAGCUCCUAGUGCUGGUUCCCGCGCGCGACUGACAGCGUGCUCCCGCGAGCGCGCGCGUCGCGUCCACCCACGACGUGAUGCUCUAGCGCCGCCCGCCGGCCUGCAGCGGGAACCACUGCUGCAGGCACUCGCUGGAAGUGCGCUUCGAGGCAGGGACUAUGAAGUAGAUUACCAUUAGUGUGUUUCUUGUGACAUGCGUGAGGCUAUAGUGAUGCCAGCUGCACUUCUUAAAAGUGAGUUUCUAGGUUGGGACUAAGAAAGUGGCGUAAUUAUGUUGCUGUCGCGCUCGUACACUCACUGCGGGCGCCCGUCGCACAGUCGCGACAGCAAUAUAAUUACGCGCGAGCGAUAAGGAUGGGUAGCUUGGGGUCAUUGGACAAAAUUCUACGUGCUCGAAGACCAGGCUUUAGUAGGGCACCAAUAUUAUGCAACGACUGCUUGGUACAAUACAUAUUGAUAAUGAGACUAUCUCAAUCGCAGCUCCUAGUGCUAGUUCCCGCGCGCGACUGACAGCGUGCUCCCGCGAGCGCGCGCGUCGCGUCCACCCACGACGUGAUGCUCUAGCGCCGCCCGCCGGCCUGCAGCGGGAACCACUGCUGCAGGCACUCGCUGGAAGUGCGCUUCGAGGCAGGGACUAUGAAGUAGAUUACCAUUAGUGUGUUUUUUGUGACAUGUGUGAGGAUAUAGUGCUGCCAGCAGCACUUCUUAAAAGUGAGUUUCUAGGUU
Messenger RNA from Ostrinia furnacalis (Asian corn borer), 3796 nucleotides. RefSeq names its product neuropeptide receptor A26 (gene NGR-A26). Gene Ontology annotation, biological process: neuropeptide signaling pathway. The transcript has 12 exons. NCBI's taxonomy places the organism in Eukaryota, Metazoa, Arthropoda, Insecta, Lepidoptera, Crambidae. Bases 340 to 1644 code for a protein of 434 amino acids. Gene Ontology annotation, molecular function: neuropeptide receptor activity; vasopressin receptor activity. The record is from RefSeq and is a predicted model, not a curated record. Gene Ontology annotation, cellular component: plasma membrane.